CUGGCAGCGCUGUGGUAGUAGUCGGUGAGGAGCGAGCUCACCUAGAGGCGGUGCGGUGUUACUCUGCGGCGGACUACGAGCCCGUUCUCAAUGUGCUUGUGUGACAGGACCCUCUGCCUCAGACAGUGAACGAGUAAUUAAUGACUGAAGCGUCUUGAGGUAGAAGAUCCCAUUAUCUGCCUAUGGCAAUGGAGCAGAAAGUCAGUAAGCUCACUUAUGGGUGUCAGCGAAGCUCCACAUCGGAUGACGAUUCUGGUUGUGCCAUGGAGGAGUACACUUGGGUUCCACCAGGUCUUCGCCCUGAACAGGUUCAGUUAUAUUUUGCUUGUUUGCCGGAAGAAAAAGUCCCGUAUGUGAACAGUGUAGGAGAAAAGUUUCGCAUCAAGCAGCUCCUCUAUCAGCUUCCCCCACACGAUAACGAGGUCCGUUAUUGCCAGUCAUUAAGUGAAGAAGAGAAGAAGGAACUGAUAUUGUUCAGCACCCAGCGGAAAAAGGAGGCCCUUGGGAGAGGCAAUAUUAAAACCUUGUCAAGGGCGGUGAUGCAUGCUGUCUGUGAGCAGUGCAGCGAAAAGAUUAAUGGAGGUGAAAUAGCCAUUUUUGUUUCGAGGGCAGGUCCUGGGGUAUGCUGGCACCCAUCGUGUUUUGCAUGUUCCACGUGUAACGAACUACUGGUCGAUCUGAUAUACUUCUACCAAGAUGGAAAAAUACACUGUGGUCGGCACCACGCUGAACUGCUUAAACCAAGAUGCUCAGCAUGUGAUGAGAUUAUAUUUGCUGAUGAGUGCACCGAAGCUGAGGGGCGUCACUGGCAUAUGAAGCAUUUUUGUUGCUAUGAGUGUGAGACCGUGCUUGGAGGACAGAGAUACAUCAUGAAAGAUGGCCGUCCCUUCUGUUGUGGCUGCUUUGAAUCCCAUUAUGCAGAAUACUGUGAAUCCUGUGGAGAGCAUAUAGGUGUUGACCAUGCCCAGAUGACCUAUGAUGGCCAGCACUGGCACGCAACAGAAAUCUGUUUUUCUUGUGCACAGUGCAAAGUUUCCCUACUUGGAUGCCCCUUUCUGCCAAAAAAGGGCCGAAUCUAUUGCUCAAAGAUCUGUAGUUUGGGAGAAGAUGUUCAUGCUUCUGAUUCUUCUGACUCAGCAUUUCAGUCUGCUAGAUCUAGAGAAUCCAGAAGAAGCGUAAGAAUGGGAAAGAGCAGCAGAUCUGCAGAUCAGUGUCGACAGUCGCUCUUGCUGUCUCCAGCAUUGAAUUACAAGUUCCCAGGACUGUCUGGUAAUGCUGAUGACACACUGUCUCGUAAGAUGGAUGACCUUGGCUUAUCAAGGCAAGGUGCCAGUUUUGAUGAUAGUGACUUUUGGAAAGGAAGAGAUGAGCAGGAGACUCCAGAGGAUCAUGAAGAAUGGGCUGAGCAUGAUGACUACAUGACCCAGUUGCUUAUAAAGUUUGGCGAGAAAGGACUCUUCCAGCAGCCCACUGAAGAUAAUCGAUCUAGUGAACAAUGGAUGUCAGAAAAUGUCAAAAUCUGUAGUGACCUUAAAAGAGCUGGGCGCAACCAGAGUUUGGCAAGUAAAAAGUAUCAGACUGAUAUGUACUGGGCACAGUCACAAGAUGGUCUUGGAGACUCUGCUUACGGCAGCCACCCAGGGCCAGCAAGCAGCAGAAAGAUACAAGAAUUAGACUUGGAUCAUGGAACAUCUGGUUACAAACAUGACAAGAUACCAUGGUACAAAGACUCAUUGGAAUGUUUGUCUGAUGAUCUAAAACCACAACUUGAAAACAUAUGUAACUCUAUGGAUUCGCUAGCAUUGUCCAAUAUAACAGGAGCAUCAAAUGAUGGGGAUAGUAAAACACGCCCUUCACACUUCUCUUAUCCAAAUUUUCAAGACUUGGACACAAGAGACUGUGAGAAAAUGAGCAACAUGGGAACUCUUAAUUCUUCCAUGAUGAACAGGAGUUCUGAAUCUUUGAAAAGUCUAAAUUUGGAAAUUUGCCAGGAAAAGCCACUUCCAGAAGAAAAACCUGUUCACAUGUCUGCCCUGAGAAGGUCAAAAUCACAGACAAGACCACAAGUCAAAUUUUCAGAUGAUGUAAUUGAUAAUGGAGAUUAUGGCAGCAUUGAAAUCCGACAGCCUCCCAUGAGUGAGAGAAGUCGGAGAAGGGUUUAUCAUAUGCAGGAACGCGGUGAGAGACCUCGUCAUCAUCAUAGGCGUAGGAAAAGCAGAAAAUCUCGCUCUGAAAAUGCACUUAAUCUUGCAGCAGACCAAAAAGUACCUGGACGUGAGAAACCCAGAUGUUACACUUCAGAGGAUUAUGACCGAGUCUUUCAGAACAAAUCCCCUCAAGAACUUCAGGCGUACAUUCAGAACAGUGAACUUUUUGGACAGUAUGCAAAUGCCGCUUCAGACUAUGGAUUGCAAAGCCAAAUUAUGGAUAAGUUUUUGGGUCUUUAUGGUGAGGAUGAUGACUCUUGGUGUUCAACAUGUUCCUCAUCCUCCUCUGACUCAGAAGAGGAGGGAUAUUUUCUUGGACAGCCUAUUCCGCGGCCACAAAGAUAUCAGUAUUUUACAGAUGACUUGCCCAGUCCCACAUCUGCACUAUCUAGUAGUCAUUUUGGCCAAAGGACCACUAAAUCCAAAAAGAAGGGACGCAAAGGCAAAAACUGUAUUAUUUCCUAAGACUUGUAGGCAUCUUUACUUUCAUUCCUGUGAAGACAAUGCAUUGACAUGCUCAAUCCACAGAGACUCUUUCCUUUUCUAGCUCUGCUAUUUGCUAACAUGUCGUCUUUUUUUAAUGCUUUGCCAUUUGUACCAAAACAGGCCGGCUGGUGUUUGCAAUGUGUAAUUGAGGAUUUUGUGUGUAGCAGAUUAUUUGCUUAAAUGAUCACAGGUUUACAGUUCAGGUUUGCUUUGUUUUAUUGCUUUGCACACAAUACUGAAAUUAGAAUUUAGCCUGUGCACCAUAUGCUUAGCAUGCAAGUGGUCUAGAUACAUCAGACUUGCUAACUCUGAGCUCUCGGUCAGUCACAUAUAACAUUUCCCAUCGUACCUUACAAUGGUCAUUUACUUUUGAAUAUGAUCUCUUUUCAUAUGAAUGAGGCUUGUUUGCUCCUAGCAGUUAGUAUUUUGCACUCCUUUAGUCACAGAUGUGUCUAUGUACCAUUAUGCAAGGAGUUCUAUUGUUCCAGGUGAUUCACACUGACCCACACAGGCAGAACCAGAUCUUCUCAUUUGCAAGCAGAGUCUGAAGCCACGCUAAGUGUAGGAUAGUUAGCUGCAAAUUAUUUAUAAUGUGUUUAAACAAAUUUAGCCCUAAUUUAACUGUGCAUAUAAGAAGUGUAUAUAUUGUAUAUGUCAAAUGUAGAACAUGUUAUUUUUUAUAUUACGGUAAUUUUCGUUGAAUUGGGGUCCAACAGAAGGGUUUUGGUUUGUGUUUGCUGUCUCUUUGCUCUUGUAAUUUACAAGAGGUUUAGAAAGCAAACCCUUACAGUAUUUAGUGACGAUGUUUCUUUAUAGUACCGCCCCCUCUCCUGAGUUAUUUGGCCCUGUAUGUGGCACUGCAGGGGUGUAAAUUCUUUUACGCCUAUGUAACCUAUAGGUUUUAUUUAUAGAUCAGACUAGCAGAAAAAAUUGCUGGAAUGGCAAUAGAUUGUGUCUCGGAUGUAUGUUUUAGAUACUAUAAAUCACUUGUUUGAUAUUUCUAAAAGACUGACACAUUUUUGUGAAUAAAAAAAAAUAUAGAGCA
Bufo gargarizans (Asiatic toad) is the source of this 3738-nucleotide messenger RNA. It is a transcript of the gene PRICKLE1, whose product is annotated as prickle planar cell polarity protein 1. NCBI's taxonomy places the organism in Eukaryota, Metazoa, Chordata, Amphibia, Anura, Bufonidae. The coding region runs from base 183 to 2672 and encodes 829 amino acids. The transcript has 8 exons. Gene Ontology annotation, molecular function: zinc ion binding. The record is from RefSeq and is a predicted model, not a curated record.